AUGCAUCGAACAUAUUCUAUGCGCCAGUCCCGUGCGCCGACGGCCUCGCAGCUCCAGAGUCCGCCCCCUCCGCCGUCGUCGACCAAGUCCGGCCGCUUCUUCGGAAAGGGAAGCUUGGGCCAUGCUCUUCGUCGCAAUGCCGGUGGCGCCUUCGGGCCGGACCUGGCCAAGAAACUGUCCCAGCUUGUCAAGAUGGAGAAGAACGUGAUGCGAAGUAUGGAGCUUGUCGCCAAGGAGCGCAUGGAAGUGGCUCAACAAUUGUCCCUUUGGGGCGAGGCUACCGACGAAGAUGUCUCUGACGUCACCGACAAGAUCGGCGUUUUGCUCUACGAAAUUGGCGAGCUAGAGGACCAGUACGUUGACCGAUACGACCAAUACCGCGUUACCAUGAAGAGCAUCCGCAACAUUGAGGCAUCGGUUCAGCCCAGCCGAGACCGCAAACAAAAAAUCACCGAUCAAAUCGCCCAGUUAAAGUACAAAGAACCAAACUCGCCAAAGAUUGUGGUGCUUGAACAGGAGUUGGUUCGCGCUGAGGCCGAAUCGCUCGUGGCAGAGGCUCAGCUCUCCAAUAUCACACGCGAAAAGGUCAAGGCUGCUUAUAUCUACCAGUUUGAUGCCCUCCGCGAGCAUUGCGAGAAGGUUGCCAUUAUCGCUGGCUACGGAAAACAUCUGCUCGACCUCAUCGAUGAUGCUCCCGUGACUCCUGGCGAGACCCGAGCUGCGUACGAUGGUUAUGAGGCUAGCAAGGCCAUCAUCCAGGAUUGUGAAGAUGCUCUCACCAACUGGGUCACUUCCAACGCUGCCGUGAGCUCCAAGCUUUCUACUCGAUCCCGCAAUCUUUCUCAGCGGCGGCGCAACACCAUCCGAGCUAGAGAAGAGGGUCACGACUUGUCCCACCAGGACGUGCCGCUGAACGACAACGGCUCUUGGGUUCAGCAACAACAAGGGGUGAGAAUGGAUAGUGACGCAGAAGAGGAGGAGGAAGAGGAGGAGGAGCGUCACUCUGCCCUGGGUAGUGACGGAGGAAUGAACGGCGAGUCGCGAGGUCGAACUCAAGAAAUCCUCGCAGCUUAA
This is a messenger RNA of Trichoderma aggressivum f. europaeum, 1074 nucleotides long. RefSeq lists its product as uncharacterized. Gene Ontology annotation, cellular component: eisosome filament; plasma membrane. Lineage: Eukaryota; Fungi; Ascomycota; Sordariomycetes; Hypocreales; Hypocreaceae. The record is from RefSeq and is a predicted model, not a curated record. Gene Ontology annotation, biological process: endocytosis; eisosome assembly. Bases 1 to 1074 code for a protein of 357 amino acids. Gene Ontology annotation, molecular function: lipid binding. The transcript has 5 exons.